AUGUCCUCUUACCUCAAGUCACCCCCACCCCAUUACUCAGUCAAUGCACUGGCCUUGGCGGCACCUGCCUUGGAGAUUCUACAUGGCGGCACCACUGCUGCAGGCACACCGAGGAAACAGCGCAGAGAGCGGACCACAUUCACUCGGGCCCAACUCGACAUCCUGGAAGGCCUUUUUGCCAAGACCCGAUACCCUGAUAUCUUCAUGCGAGAGGACGUCGCCGGCAAAAUCAACCUCCCAGAAUCCCGAGUCCAGGUGUGGUUCAAGAACCGCCGUGCAAAGUGUCGACAACAGCAACAGCAGCAGCAGCAGCAGCCAGCAGGUGGGGGAACAUCCAAGGCCCGACCAGCCAAGAAGAAGGGCAUCUCCCCACCCCGAGGUGGAGCAGAGCCUGGGCCAGAACCACCAGGCCCUUACAGCCCAGCACCCGCUCCCUCGGCCACUCCUCCUCCAGCAUCAGUAUCCAUCUGGAGCCCUGCCCUCUCUCCACUGCCCGACCCCCUGGCAGCAAUGGGGGCUGCGGGGGGCUCAUCCGUCUGCACCCAGCGUGGGCCUGGGGCUUCUGUUGCUGCUUCCUCUUCUUAUGCGCUGACCUACGCUCCAGCCCCAGCAGCCUUCAGUGCCUCUUCCUCACCCUAUGGGAGUUCCAGCUCCUUUUUUGGGGGUCUAGACUGCAGCCCCUACCUCUCACCCAUGGGGUCCCAGCUGGGCGGACCUGGUUCUUCCCUCAGCCCCCUUCCUGCUCCUGGCAUGGGGCCCCACUUGGGCCAGUCUCCAGCCUCCCUCUCAGGUCAGAGUUUUGGGGCUGGGGGCCUAGGAUUCAGCCCUGUGGACUGUCUGGAUUACAAAGACCCCAGCAACACCUGGAAACUCAAUUUUAGCACGACAGCUGAUUGCCUGGAUUACAAAGAUCAGGGCUCAUGGAAAUUCCAGGUGUUAUAG
Molecule: messenger RNA, 942 nt
Organism: Trichosurus vulpecula (common brushtail)
Lineage: Eukaryota; Metazoa; Chordata; Mammalia; Diprotodontia; Phalangeridae
Gene: CRX
Product: cone-rod homeobox
Exons: 3
Coding region: 1-942 (313 amino acids)
Biological process (GO): multicellular organism development; regulation of transcription by RNA polymerase II
Cellular component (GO): nucleus
Molecular function (GO): DNA-binding transcription factor activity, RNA polymerase II-specific; RNA polymerase II cis-regulatory region sequence-specific DNA binding
Source: RefSeq, a predicted model, not a curated record